AUGUCUUGUGACCAGGCCGAAAGUGUCAUCAAGAAAAUAAUCCGCGAAAUCGGACAAGAAUGCGCCGCCCAGGGACAAACCGUUUCUGAAACCUUGGUGGCGUUCCUGGUGAAAGCUGUUGUUUUAGAUCCAAGAAAUGACUUCAGUGUGGAUCAAAUCCUUACAAAAAAAGAAGUGCAAAAUCUUACCCAGCUCUGUGUUACCAGGCUGCUUGACACAACAAACCCAUCCCUGAGCACAAUUAAGAUGCAAGUUUACUUUGAUAUGAACUAUGCAAACAGAGCUGAAUUACUCAGUGAGCAGCACCGUGUUCUGGAGGGAAGGCUGGCUCCUGUGGUCAGAGAUAUCACAGAUAGUUGUCCUCGUGUGCAAGAAGAAGUGGAGAAUGUGUAUCGAAAGAUUGUGAGCUAUGUGCUGCUAAGGUCUGGCCUGGGAUCGCCAACAGAUAUCGAGGUUGUCAGGGAGGUAACAGCUGCCUUGCAGAGUGUAUUCCCCCAGACAGAGAUGAUUACUUUCAUCUCACUCAGUAAGAAGAACAAAGAGCAACAGCUGAAAAAUCUUGCCAUGCUGGUCACAGGAAUUCGGUUGUACAACAAGGAAUGCAGGAAAGGAGGAAGCAGCAUUGAUGACUUGCCAGCCAUUCUGAAUGAAGCCAUUCCAUCAGCUACCCGGGCUGUUGAUGAAAGUCUUAAUACUUGCCAUAAGCUAGCCCACCAGUACACAGCUCUGUUGGAAUCCAUGCAGGAAGACCAACACAGAUAUACACAGCUUAGUUCUUUUAAAUUAAAAGAAGCACUGUUCAAUGUGAGACAAUAUGAGGCCUUCCUUUGCAUCCUUCUGUCUGAUGCAAUUACAAGUGCUCAAGAAGUUGAAAAGAUGAAUGUGCAGUUUGUAGCGACAGUGGAGCAGUUGAAAAACACAGUGCAGAAUAAGGUUUCCAUAGAUACCAAAGAAGUUUUUCCUCUCUUUGUUGCACUUUCUAACCUCUGGACCAGCUUUCAGGAUCAGAUACUACUGCUAAGCUUCCUCACAGAUAUGACUAACAAUCUGCAACAGUUCUCGGAAAUCCAAUCACAGCUUUUUCCUGAGGAAGUGCUAACUUCUCUUCUGGAAGGAGUGACUGUGAAAAGUGAUGAGGAAAGGAUAAGAGAAACCAUGGGAACCAGAGUGAAUGUUUCUGAUUUCAAGAACCAAGAAUGGCUUUUUCCAGAGACUACUGAUAAUUUUGAUCAGUUGCUAAUCCAGUACCAUGGUUUCUGUGCACAUGCAAUUGGUGUGAGAGGCCUCACCCUCCCAGGAAAUCCCGCUAUUGGAAUUUUGAAGCACAAGGAGAGAUGUUAUGUUUUCAGUUGCAAAGAAGCUGCAUACAUCUUUGCUCAAGAUCCGGAUAAGUUCAUUCAACUGAACAUCGAAAAAGCAAAAGAACAUGCAGAGCUAAUUCAACUGCUUGAGCUUCGUCAUCAGGUUGAAUACUUUGCUCCUUAUGCGCAGGCCAGAAAUGCAGACAAAUGUUUGAAACCAACCACAAAAUGUGACAGUAGUACUCAAACUGAUACUCAUAUCUUGCCUCCAACUAUUGUGACAUCCUACGAAUGGAAUGAAUGGGAACUCAGAAGAAAAGCUAUAAAAUUGGCCAAUUUGCGCCGCAAAUUAACCCGUGCCAUGCAGACUGAUCUCAGCCAUAUGAGAAGAGAGAACUCCACCCAAGUGUACUUGCCAAAAGAUGUCAGCACCCAGACUAAGCGUGACAACUCAAGCAAUGUACCCAGACCACAGAUUUUCUUGGAAGGUCUCCAAGGAGGAUCUUCUCCUACUACUCAUAUGGUCAAAGUAGACUUAACAAGAGCAGUAGCUGAAACCUAA
Haliaeetus leucocephalus (bald eagle) is the source of this 1863-nucleotide messenger RNA. RefSeq names its product chromosome unknown open reading frame, human C6orf165 (gene CFAP206). The transcript is spliced from 12 exons. Gene Ontology annotation, biological process: regulation of flagellated sperm motility; regulation of cilium beat frequency; sperm axoneme assembly. Gene Ontology annotation, cellular component: axoneme; ciliary basal body. Lineage: Eukaryota; Metazoa; Chordata; Aves; Accipitriformes; Accipitridae. Bases 1 to 1863 code for a protein of 620 amino acids. The record is from RefSeq and is a predicted model, not a curated record.